AUGGCUCCGGCCGCAGUAGUCGCAGCCACCAGCGAGAAUAUCACGAUCUCGGACUUCGUGUACCACAAAAACAACGGCUUCCCACAAGUUGAAUUCAAUCUUUCAGUCAACGGGGUUAGCUGCUAUGCUGAGAAGUACACUGUUCCCGGCGAGGGGUACGGCUGUAGCGUCCCCGAGUUCACGUUCGACAUACUCGAAGAACAGGGCCCGGAUCUGCGGUUGUAUCAUGAAGUCGACGGUGCCACGCUUGCGGGUGAUUUCCACAUCCUCAUGAACGGACCGGUUCCGACGAUCCUCGAUCAAGUCGGUACUUCGUCCAGCGUACUGACGCCGGUCGGGGAGGGCCAGUAG
Molecule: messenger RNA, 351 nt
Organism: Anthostomella pinea
Lineage: Eukaryota; Fungi; Ascomycota; Sordariomycetes; Xylariales; Xylariaceae
Source: the annotation of a GenBank genome assembly